AUGUACGACUGGGGUGGCAUCCAGACACGCAAUGUGAAUCUAUCAGGUAGGGGAGGCUGCAGCACAGCGCUAGGCAGGGAGGCCUUCCUGCAGCAAACCAGGUUACGGCGGCAGCAGCGGGAGCUGCUGCGUCAGCAGCAGCAAGCGCAGCAGAAGAUUUCUGCUGCUUGGAGGUCCUUCAGACAGAGGCAGCAGCACAAGCAGCGCUGCAGAGAUGAGUUCGAUCAGCAGCAGCAGCUUCUGCUGCAACAGCAGCAGCACAUGCAAGUCGAUGACCAUCAGCAGCAGCAGCAGCAGCAGCAGCAGCAACAGCAGCAGCAGCAGCAACUCUAUAGGAGACAGGGUCGGCUGAUUGCCUUCAGCUUCGAUCCGUUUAGCUCCGCUGAGGACCCCGACUCCAAGAGACUCCUUGCUGCUGCUGCUGUGUUGCCUCCUCCUGCUGCAGCAGAUGUAGCAGCAGCAGCAGCAGCAGCAGCUAAAGUAACAAUAGACGCUGGAGCAGAAGCAGCAGCAGGCAUAGGAGCAGACGGAGCAGCAACAGAACAAUCAGCAGGGGAGACAACAGCACCUGCAGAAGCCUCAGCUAACGCACCAGAAGCAGAAGGAGCAGCAGCAGCUGCUACUUCUACUUCUGCAGCAGCAGCAGCAGCGACAGAAGCAGCAGGGGCGGCGGAUGGAGCAGCGGCAGCAGGCGCAGCAGCAGCAAAGACAGCAGCAGCAGCAGCAGCAGCAGCAGCCGCAAAUGCUAACUGCGCUUUGCAUGUUGCUGUUCUGCACGCUCUGUCCGUGCAUUACAGAAACCUAAUAGUGCUACAGCACGGCAAGCAGCGGCAGCAGCAGCGCGAGCAGAAGCAGCAGCAGCAGCAGCAGCAACAGCAACAGCAGCAACACAAGCAGCAGCAGCACAAGCAGCAGCAACAGCAGCAGCAGCUGAAGCAGCCCCCCAUGCUGCUAUUCGAGGGUGACGUCCGCCGCUGCUGCGGCUGGCGCUGCAGUGCUUUGUCUCCUUCUAAGAAAGCUUGCUUCGGCUUGCCUGCAGCAGCAGCAGUAGCUGCUGCUGCCGCUGCUGCUGCUCCUGCUGCUGCGGCUGUCCCCUGCAGGAACUAUGGCUUAGUCGGCAGGCUCCCGUUGGCGCUGCUGCCUUUAGAAGCAGACACUGCAACAAAGCAGCAAGCAGCAGCAACAGCAGCAGCAACGGUGCGGCUGCUGCUGCAGCUGCUGCGCUUUGACCAGCAGCAACAGCAACAGCAGCAACAGCAACAGCAGCAGCAGCAACAGCAACAGCAGCAGCAGCAGCAGGCUAGCCUCUUUCAUGGCGCUCUGUGGCGCCUCUUGGGGUUAGGCUGCUGCGUUGCUGCUCAGGUCGGCAGCUUCGUGUGCUCUGCUGUUAUCGCACCUGCAGCAGCAAAAGCAGCAGCAGCAGGAACUAGCGGAGGUGCAGCAGACGCUUCUGAAGGGGAAGAGAUAAGCCCUGAUGCUGAGGAUGCCCUGCUGCUGCUGCAGCACUUCCUGAAAGACCAAGCAUUUGCUGCAGAUUCUAUGGUUCAGUGGGAGCUGCUGGUGCAUCUGUUGGGCUGCCCGCUGCUGCUUCCGUCAUACGCUACGAAAGACCAGCAGGAGCAGCAGCAGGAGCAGCAGCAGCACCAGCGAGUUCUGCUGCAGGAUAAGGCUCUUGCCCGCCUUGAAGCCCUACUCUUCGCUUCCGGUGCUGCACCAGCAGCAGUAGCAGCAGCAGCUGCUGCUGCUGCUGCGCCAGCAGCACUUGCUGCUUUUCCAGGGCUCCGAAGUGCUGCUGGAGUUGCUGCUGCAGCGAGUGCUGCUGCUUUGCUGCGACAGAGGAGGGCCUUCCCCCGGGAGAAGCAACAGCAGCAGGUGCUGCCGCCGCAGCGCCCAGGGCUGCUGCUGCAGCCGCAACAGCAGCAGCUCACGGGGCUACAGCAGCAGCAACAGCAGCAGCAAAAGGUUUUGUCUGCGAGGCAGCAGCUACUGCGGCAAUAUGCUGCUGAUGCAGAGAUGCAGAACAGCUUCUAUGAGGGGCUACGGCGACCUUACCUGCUGCAGCAAUCAGCAGCAGCAGCAGGAACAGCAACAGAAGAUGCAGCAGCAACAGAUAGAGCAGCAGCAGCAACAACAGCAGCAGGCCAACAUAAAAUGGGCCUUGGGGUCUGCUUGGCUGGCAACAUGCUGUCUCUUCUCUCUCUGCACCGGCAGCGACUCGAUGCUGCAGCAGCUGCUGCUUCCCCGUUAGCAGCAGCAGCAGGAGCAGCAGCAGGAGCAGCAGCAUCAGAAGAAUUUGCAUGCCCCCUGUGGCUGCUGGUGUCUUUGCGUCUCUGCGGCUGGGGCUGCCCCUUCGAUUUGCUGCGGACGAGUCUCCUCAGUCCUGAAGAGCAGCGGGGACAGCAGCAGCAGCAGCAGCAGGAGCAGCAACAGGAGCAGCAGCAGCAAGAGCAGCAGCAGCAGCAGCAACAGGAGCAGCAGCAAGAGCCGUGUAAUGCGGUCUCCGGGGAAGAGACGCUGAGGCGACAGCUAGUUGGCUUGACGGAGAGUUGGGCUGUCACUGCAUUUUUUACUGCUGCGCUUGCUGCUCAAUCGCGAGGCCUUUCGGAUCUGCUGCAGCUGUACCUGCCGCCUGACGCGGAACGAGCAGCAGCAGCAGCAGCAGCAGCAGCAGCUGACUCAGGAGCAGCUGCAGCGGGACCAGCAGCAGGAGCAGCAGCAAACGAAGACAGCGAAUCUGAAAGCUGGGGCUCCGACAGCGAUGAGGAGGAAGAAGACUCUCAACCCUUCUCCUCCCUCUGGGCUCACAAACACACAGAUGAGGAGGUGCUUAUUUUGAAUGCCCUGGCCGUCAGCACGCCGCUGCCUCUUCGCCUCCUCCGCGCCAUCAAAGACUGCAUGACGGACGACUCUGAAUUGCUGGAGGAGACAGAGGAAGACCGUCUUAGCCCCACAUGCAGCAGCAGCAGCAGCAGCAGCAGUGGGGGGUUUUCUUUGCAGCGCAGCGACUUGCGCUGGCUGCUGCUGACCCUGAACCGUCUCGCGUGGCUAUUGCUGCGUUCUGCAUGCGCUGCUUCAAGCGCGCAGCAGCAGCAGCAGCAGCAACAACAACAACAAUUGAAUCUUUCUGCCUUCUUGCCCCAGUAUGCAGCUUCUGCCUCCAGCAGCAGCAGCAGCAGCAGCAGCAGCAGAAGCAAACUCAAAGGAGGCCGGGAGCGUCUCUGGCGGUUGGUUCCCGGCGUGCUGCGAGAGCUGCUAGACCUCAACAGCAGAGUACUUCUUGUUACAGAUGAAGAAUUAGUUUUAUCAGACGGGCCUGCAUCUCUUAUUCUUUGUGCUGCUGCUGGUCAAAGGCUGCCAGCUCUAUGGGAGUGCUUAGUCUGGUGUAUGCGGGGAGGAGAUGCAGCAGCAGGCGCUCCCGGUGCUGCUGGCAGCAGCAGCAGCAGCAGCAGCAGCAGCAGCGCAUUUGCUGCAGCAGCAGCAAACACACCCUCAAGAGCUGCUGCUGCGCUUCCAUCCCCUGUCUUUCGUCUUACUAAUCUACCUACGCGUUUGCUGGCUUCUUCUCUGGUGUAUGUACCUCAUACAAUUGGCUUCCCAGACAGACUCGCGGUCUUUUAUCAGCUGCUGGCCUACGAAAGAGGAGACAUCUCCGCUGCCUAUCUCCACCGCCGCUGCUUCCAAAUCAGGCGCACCCACAUCGUUCCUGCUGCUGCAGCUGUGAUGGCUGCUAUGAUCAACGCGAAGGCGGUUUAG
Eimeria acervulina is the source of this 3753-nucleotide messenger RNA. Its product is annotated as ubiquitin-transferase domain-containing protein, putative. The record is from RefSeq and is a predicted model, not a curated record. The coding region runs from base 1 to 3753 and encodes 1250 amino acids. Lineage: Eukaryota; Apicomplexa; Conoidasida; Eucoccidiorida; Eimeriidae. The transcript is spliced from 8 exons.